AUUACGUCAAUAUUGGAUUGCAGUAACCGCAUUUUUGUAAAAUUAUUAAAUUUUCCUCUAGAUUAACGUUGUUUGUUGAACAUCCUAAACCAAGUAGUUAAACCUUACUGAAUACACGGUGUGGGCAUGAGUAUCAGUGACCAAAGUGAGGAUGGGCAGCUUAUCAGUCCCGAACGUUUCGAUGGCGGCGAGGAGGAAACAACUGAUUCGCUCGACAUCAAACCUCCACAAGCUUCAACUGCUGGGUAUUAUUCAAAGAGGAAAGAAAAAAAAUCGAAACAUUCUAAGGAACAUCACCGGCAUGCCUCAUCUGGGGGACGAGAGCAUUAUCAAAAUUCCCGACAGGAUUACCGAGGCCACCGAGAACGGGAAAGGGAACGCUAUCAUCAUGGACGUGGACGGGAACAUGGUCAUGAGAAGGAACGUUAUCACUCUUCAUCGGGAGGUCAUCAUUCGAGAGAUGUACGGUACGAGAUGAAUCCGUUCUACGGGGAGGUUCGGGAAACAUACCACAGUAAAAAAGAACGAGAUCGAAAUCGCGAAUAUUAUGAGAAGGAUCGCAGAAAAGAAGCAGAACUGCCAGAUGCGGAUAAGUUACUUGAGGAUCUGAGAACACGUUUACUGCACAAGAAGAGCCGGUAUGAUUCCUCCAAACAGUAUCACGAUCAAACUCAACAGCUUCAAAUGCUGCAGGCUCAACAACAGCAGCAGUUUGAAACAGAAAGCCGAAGAGAGAAAAAGCACCGGCAUCGGCAUCAUGAACGGAAGGAACAACCUAGAAUGGAAUAUGUUGAGAUCUUGGAAAGUCCAGAAUAUGAACCAGAAAAAUCAGCCGAACUGAAGAGUAAAGAGCAAAACGAACGGAGAGCAAAACUCUUGGAAGCCGAAAGGCAAAUGUCUCGCAGGAAGGAAGCUGCACGAGAUGAGCUAGAAAUUAGACGUCUUAUGAGACUUGAACGUUUGAAUAACGAAUCACCGGAGGAUACAAUAGCUCAAAAGCAUUCCCAACAACAGGAAGAACAAGACGAGGAUAUGGAGAGCACUGAUGAAGAGAAAAGAAAAAGAAAGAAAAAGUCUAAAAAGCAGAUGGAUUCCGAUCGGUCGGAAAAAAUGGUUAUCUCAGACGAUGGUGCAGAAGACGACACUAUUUCCGACAGUUUAUCUUCCACCAGUGAUUCGGACGAUUCUCAAGACGGUUCGGAUGAAGAUGAAAAGCCUCCUGCUAGCCCAUUAUCCGUAGGGGAUUUGGUCAAGUCGGACCGAAGGCAAAGAAGUGAUUCACGAUCUCGCUCUGGGUCCAGAUAUCGUUCUAGGUCACGAUCAACUCGCUCACGGUCUGGGUCAGCGUCGAGUCGUAGCAGAUCACGAAGUCCCCAACGACGGCAUGAAAGCAGCCGCAGUAUUUCUCCAAAAUCAGAACCAAGUAAAGAUGAAACACAACCUAAAUCGAAGGAAAAGGAAGAACCGAAGCCGUCACCAGUUGAAGUGGAAAAACAAAGUCUUCCGCCGUAUUAUCCUGGCAUUCAGGGAUGUCGUUCGGUAGAAGAGUUCCAGUGUCUGAAUCGCAUUGAAGAAGGUACCUAUGGGGUGGUUUAUCGAGCCAAAGAUAAACGAACUGAGGAAAUCGUUGCACUCAAACGGCUCAAGAUGGAGAAAGAAAAGGAAGGCUUUCCGAUUACUUCUCUUAGGGAAAUUAAUACAUUGCUCAAAGGACAGCAUCCUAAUAUUGUAACGGUUAGGGAAAUUGUUGUUGGAAGCAACAUGGAUAAGAUAUUCAUUGUUAUGGAUUACGUUGAACACGAUUUAAAAUCACUGAUGGAAACUAUGAAACACAAGAAGCAAGUGUUUUUACCAGGAGAAGUAAAAUGUCUCACUCAGCAAUUAUUGCGCGCAGUGGCCCACCUGCACGAUAACUGGAUUCUUCAUCGGGAUUUGAAAACUUCUAAUUUAUUACUUUCUCAUAAAGGAAUUCUAAAGGUUGGAGAUUUCGGGCUAGCCCGAGAAUACGGAUCGCCCCUGAAAGCAUACACUUCUAUCGUGGUAACUUUAUGGUAUCGUGCUCCGGAGCUUCUGCUUUGUUGCAAAGAAUAUUCUACGCCAAUAGACAUUUGGUCUGUGGGUUGCAUAUUUGCCGAGUUUCUUGCGAUGGGCGCUCUUUUCCCGGGCAAAACAGAAAUCGAUCAAUUGAACCGAAUCUUUAAGGAACUGGGCACACCUAACGAGAAAAUUUGGCCGGGAUACAAUCAGUUGCCGGCCGUACAAAAGAUGACUUUUACCGAAUAUCCUGUGUCGAAUUUGCGCAAACGUUUCGCUCAUCAAACCAGCGAACUGGGAAUUGCUCUCCUGCAAGGCUUGUUGACAUUCGAUCCAAAGCAACGGUUCACAGCAGAAGCAGCUAUGAAACAUAGCUACUUCAAGGAGUUACCGCUUCCUAUCGAUCCCGCCAUGUUCCCUACGUGGCCUGCAAAGAGUGAACUAGGGCUAAAAAGGGCUCUGGCAUCCAGCCCGAAACCACCUAGCGGCGGAGGUGAAUUCAAAAAGUUGGGAGAUGACACCGUUGCUGAAAAUCCUGGUUUUCAUCUGGGUGGAAAUUAUCAAGAGUCCCGACAGAUGGCGAUGGGUCCCGGUUUUAGUUUAAAGUUUUGAUGAAGAAGCUAAUAUUUCCCUGCUUUGACCAAUUUUGGCAGGUUUCGGAGUAUGAAAAUAACGCGAUGGAAACUCAUCCAAAAAUUAAUCAGAAUUUUCAACUGUUAUCUCUUGUUCGCUGUCACUGAAUGCUUCGAAAAGAGAAUUGCAGAUAAAGGAUGAUGAUCGCAUACCGUGAAGCCGUGGUUAGCAAACUAAACUAUUGUGAAUGCGUGAUCGGUGUAAAGUGUUUUAUUAUCUGCGCUUAUCUAAUGGAUUGCAUUUGAGAACUGUCCUCUUCUGAAGCCAUGUUUAUCAAACAUCGUGACUUCGCACAGUGGUUUGAAUCGACUAAAACGUGAACCUAAUUCUCUAGUUGCUAAACCGUUGAUCCGAUAUACAUAGUUUCUUUGGAGAACUCAUUCACAAAAAUAUGAACGAUGAUUUGAUCAUAAUAAAAAAUGUGCAAAGCCUAAUACGAUAAAA
Molecule: messenger RNA, 3111 nt
Organism: Malaya genurostris
Lineage: Eukaryota; Metazoa; Arthropoda; Insecta; Diptera; Culicidae
Gene: Pitslre
Product: serine/threonine-protein kinase PITSLRE
Exons: 3
Coding region: 127-2646 (839 amino acids)
Biological process (GO): regulation of mitotic cell cycle; protein phosphorylation
Cellular component (GO): nucleus
Molecular function (GO): ATP binding; cyclin-dependent protein serine/threonine kinase activity
Source: RefSeq, a predicted model, not a curated record